Molecule: messenger RNA, 1776 nt
Organism: Selaginella moellendorffii
Lineage: Eukaryota; Viridiplantae; Streptophyta; Lycopodiopsida; Selaginellales; Selaginellaceae
Product: probable fucosyltransferase 7
Exons: 3
Coding region: 1-1776 (591 amino acids)
Biological process (GO): xyloglucan biosynthetic process; cell wall biogenesis
Cellular component (GO): membrane; Golgi apparatus
Molecular function (GO): galactoside 2-alpha-L-fucosyltransferase activity
Source: RefSeq, a predicted model, not a curated record
AUGCCGAGAGUUUUAGAGGCGGCAACCAUCGUCCUCUUCCUCUUUUUCCUGGCAGUAGUUUGGUUCCAGCAAGAGAAGAUUAAGUUUUUCAUCUCCAGGAACGAAAGAAGCAACCACAGUGCCGCGAGCGACGCAAGUUCUUCUCGAGCAAACUUCUAUAAUCUGCUGCCUGCACGAGAAGAUCAUGGUAAAUGCAAGAGCCGGUUUGAGCAGCAUCGUUACGGUAAGAGAGACUGGGAAUACGUACCAUCGGAGUAUCUCAUUGACAGGCUUCGUUCUUACGAGGAGUUCCAUGCUCGCUGCACGAGAGGUAAUUCCCAGACCUGGUUUAACUCGAGCACGGCCACGGAGAACAAUGAUUGCAAGUUCAUCCUCUGGCUGGAUAACAGCGGCCUCGGGAACAAGAUGGUGUCGAUCGCUGCGACUUUUCUCUACGCCUUGCUCACCCGUCGAGUUUUGUUGAUCGAUCCGGCCGAAGACAUGGAGGCGCUCUUCUGCGAGCCGUUUCCUCGGAGUUCCUGGUUUGCUCCCCGGGAUGUUCCUCUCGAGUUCCUCAGGAGUGACGAGUUUAGGAUCAGCUUUGAUAAGUGUCACCCUGGUACUGCGAAGUUUGCGCGGCACGCAUACAUCGAGAUUAUGAACGGUUACGACAGUAUCGGUGACAAGUUCUUCUGCGAGAAACAACAGCAAAACAUCAGUGAUCAGUUUCCAUGGCUGACGAUCACCACAAACCUCUACUUCGUCCCAAGCUUGUACUAUGUUCCAAGUUUUAGAACCGAGCUAGACAAGCUCUUUCCACGGCAAGAGGCGGCAGUGUUUCAACACUUGGUGAAGUAUCUCUUCCAUCCCUCAAACGCUGCCUGGGAUAGAGCGACGAGAUUUUACGAUACUUACAUGGCUGGCUCGAGCAAGCUUGUCGGUGUCCAAAUGAGAGUGUUGCCCAAUUUCCAGGAUCUAUCUCGUAGAGCGCAAAGUUUCUCGGAUGCAAUGGUCCAGUGUCUCCUCCAGAGCAAGCUGCUCCCUGAUGUUUCAGUGGCAUCGAACUCAAGCGCUUCUGGCAAGAUCAUAGGUGUUGUUGUGGCAUCACUCGACGGGCAGUACUUCGAUGGUCUUCGAGAAAUUUACGUCAGCUCUCCCACCGUAGAUGGUUCCUUGGUCCGAGUUUUCGCUCCAAGUAAGGAGCGAUGGCAGCAGACUAAUGACCGUAACCACGACGAGAAGGCCCUGGCUGAUAUGCUUCUUCUCUCAUUCUGUGCCGAGCUGGUCACGAGCCCCGGCUCCACGUUUGGAUACGCCGCUCAAGGCCUGGGUGGAGUCAAGCCGUGGCUCUUGAAUGAGAAAAACUGCUCCAAGUUGGACUCCACAGAGCCUUGCUUCCACGCGAAAGUGUUCUACGGCUGCAAUUGUGAUUCUUCAAGCGAGGCAAAGUCCGUCCAGAACAAUGCUCGGAGUUGUCCAGACGUGCCGUGGGGACUUCAGACCUCGCCAUUCCAGAAAACUGGUCGGGUUAUUCAUGAUAUCUCUUUGGUGUGGCUGGUUUUUCUCGGAGAGGCUCCACUUUUCGCUGAAAUCCAAGAUAUUUACAGUGAAGGGAAACAGGACAGUGAAAUUAGUGUCAAGCACCAUGACAAUCAGUAUCCAAAACUGUUCAGCAUUUUGGAUUGCAUUUCCAAUUGCAUACCAAAUGGCAAAACUAGAGGUGGUAGACAAAUGGCCAUGGUGGCUGGGACACAGGUUGUAGAGAUUACUGAGCUCGUGUUCCCAGGUGUUAGCUAG